Pelobates cultripes (western spadefoot toad) is the source of this 345-nucleotide messenger RNA. Lineage: Eukaryota; Metazoa; Chordata; Amphibia; Anura; Pelobatidae. The record is from the annotation of a GenBank genome assembly.
AUGGUGGGUCCGCAGAAGGUGGAGGGGAAAGCUCCACCGCAAGAUGGUGAGAACAAGGUCCCAUCCACUACACACGUCCUGACCAGACCCGAGCGGAGCACCAGCGACCUGCUGGUCAUAACCAAGCAAGCGGCAGAGAGAGGCUGUCACGGAUCCCGCAGCCCAGCGGUACACAAGCUGGCUUACCACAAUACCGGCCUCCCACGGGCUCGAAGUGCAGGGGGAUGUUCCAUGCAGAUCCUGCUGAGCUUGAGCCACGACAACAUCUGCGCUCAAGUGCCUCACAGCCUGCUGAAAAAUCUCCCAAGCAGGGAUUCUGCUUUACCUCUGCUGGGCAUCGGCUGA